AUGGAUGAUGUUGUCCGCUCAUUCGGGAGGGGUAUCUCCCGCGCUGCCCGCGGCGUCCGCAAAAAGGUCCAAGGUUCCCAAGAUGAUCAGCAACCAUCUCAGUCAUUCGCGGCUUCAUCGGCUUCAUCGGCCCCAUCCUUAACCGCUUCGUCCACCAGCGCCGAGGAGACUCCCGUACCCGCUCCCGCACCGACCAUUCAACCCGAUCUUGAAGCUCAACUCCCGGCUCACACGGCCUCUCAAUCUAACUACACGGCCGUGCCGCUUGCAUCACCACUGCCGCCGCCCUUCACCCCGACUGUAAAUUCGCCGGAUUCUGGGCCGGCCUCACCGCCACCCGCUCACACGGCUCAUGAACCUCACACUCUCCCGACCUUGACCAUGGGCCCAUCAGCCCAGCCCCCCACCCAGGACAACGCGACCCUCCAGGGUCUCACCGGUCACUCACCCGAGUCCUCAUCCACCUCGAAUGCCCAGACCUUGACUAACAAUAUCACCACUCAAACCCUCACUGUCCCCGGACCGCAGUCUCAACCCGCACCACCAUUGGCGGCCCCGCUGAACAUAGUCCACUCACCCAGCGCACCUUUGGCUUCGCCAUCCUUUACUCCGUCAGCCAUAUCUUUCGCGCCUCAGGUCCACCCCAACUCACCAGCCCCCCAACCUCUCAACCUCUCAGCUGCAGCCUCAUCCGCUCAGUAUCUGCCCUCACCCCUCGAGUCACCACUUCCCCUCGAGCUCGAGCAGCAACUAUCCUGUAAAGAUGGCGCUUCAAUACGACCUACCAGCGCCCGAAGCGCCAGGCCCCGCACAUCCCGCUCACGUCGGGACUCGGUCAUUGAAAAGGUCGCCUCACUCGACCCUCGGAUCUCACGCCGACGUUCCCGUAUCCUGGGCCCCAAGACGGGCAACAGCCUCAUGGACCUCCCGCCCGAGCUACAUCUCAUGAUCAUCGACUACCUCGAGUUCGGCGAGCUCGAAAACCUGCGCCGCACGUGCCGGUUCUACCGCAAUUUUCUCACAAAGGAGACCAUUCGCGACCUCUUUGGCGAGCAGUUCCGCCUCGCCUUGCUGGCACAUUGCUACAUCUGCCUAAAGUACGAUCCCACGCGCGGUAGCUUGCUCUGGGCGGACUACAGCCACCCGCGCUACCCUCUCGCCAGCAAGUGCGUCGAUUGCGCGUACCAAGAGAACGAGCUGGUCGUGGGCAAGAAAGUCGCGCUAGGCAACUAUGCCAGUGUAUGGAUCUGUCGCUGGUGCGGGUAUCCAGUCGCCAGUGCCUCGGCGCCUAACCAGCCCGAGUUUCAUAAGGGCUGCUAUAAUCACUACAAUAAUGUUUUGCUGGUGUACUUCGUCUUGGGCUGGAUUCAGCUGAGUCUUGGCAUCGUCGCUGGUGCGCUUUGCUGGAGGUAUUUUCGAGAUGAGAUUCUCGUCUUGGUACCGUCUAUUGUCGCUUUCGUCCUCCUGUGGUGGUGCUUGGCCCUACUUGUUGUCAGAGGCGAACAUAAGCGCACAUACCACUUUUCCUUGAUACUUGAGACGGCAAUAUUCGGUCUGUGGUGUGUCCCAAUCUACGUUCUGAUCAAGGAUGUCGAGGAUGGCGUCGCCGGACUCUUUGACAGACGGGUCACAGUAACACUGGUCUUUAUCGUGCUUAACAUGUUCUUCCGCCUCCUCAAUAUCUUGGGCAACAUUGUGCUCACAUUCGAAUGGCGACACUUUGCGCGCAAGAAACCCCGACUGAAGCCCGCCGCCCGGUUCGUCAACAUGAUUCUCGCCGGGCUCGUGUACUGGACGUACCCCCAAGCGGUGGAACAGGAAUACCCGCCGCAAUACCACUUCAUCAACACAGGCCGACGACGGGUCAAGAGAAUUCUCGCGGAAAGAAAUGCGCAGCGGCAGCGGCAGCAGCAACAGCAGAUCAUGACGAUGAUGUAUUAA
Molecule: messenger RNA, 1941 nt
Organism: Colletotrichum orchidophilum
Lineage: Eukaryota; Fungi; Ascomycota; Sordariomycetes; Glomerellales; Glomerellaceae
Product: F-box domain-containing protein
Exons: 3
Coding region: 1-1941 (646 amino acids)
Cellular component (GO): endosome
Molecular function (GO): protein binding
Source: RefSeq, a predicted model, not a curated record